Messenger RNA from Vairimorpha ceranae, 2100 nucleotides. Its product is annotated as protein transporter sec24. The record is from RefSeq and is a predicted model, not a curated record. The coding region runs from base 1 to 2100 and encodes 699 amino acids. Gene Ontology annotation, biological process: endoplasmic reticulum to Golgi vesicle-mediated transport; intracellular protein transport; COPII-coated vesicle cargo loading. NCBI's taxonomy places the organism in Eukaryota, Fungi, Microsporidia, Nosematidae. Gene Ontology annotation, cellular component: endoplasmic reticulum exit site; COPII vesicle coat. The transcript has a single exon. Gene Ontology annotation, molecular function: zinc ion binding; SNARE binding.
AUGUCUAAUAUUACUGAAAAUGAACUUCAAUAUUCUAUUGUAAAUGAGAAAAAAUAUUAUACGUCAACAAUCACAAGUAUUCCAACUAAUUUAAGCACUUUGAAAAACUCUAAUAUUCCAUUUACAAUAAACAUUAUUCCAGAACUAUUUGAUGAUGAGGAUGUGCCUAUCUCAGAAGAAGAAAUUGUUAGGUGCUCUACUUGUAAAUCAUACAUAAAUCCAUUUAUACAAAUAAUACCUCCUGGAUUUAAAUGGAAAUGUAAUAUUUGUCUUAACAUAAAUGAACUGACAUCUCCAUUUUUUAUGACAAAUAGGCAGUAUUCUUAUCAUAAUACUGAUAAGUUUUGUUUAGCAGAGAAUGCAUUUGCCAACUAUAAUUCUUACGACAGAGUUGAAUUAAAGUCUACAAUUUAUGAAUUAUACGCACCUGAAAAUUAUUUGGUUAGAACGCCUACUUCUUUAAAUUUUUGUAUUUUAAUAGACAUAUCAUACGAAAGUGUAAAGAGAGGAAUCUAUCAGAUAGUUAUAAAUAGUCUGAUGGAUUCUAUUAAUAAUUCAUCAUUUGAUCCAAGAUCUAAAAUUAUGUUUAUGUUUUUUAACUCUGAGGUAUUCAUAUUAGAUAGAAAAAUGAAUCUUACUGUUAUAACGGACUCUACAUUUAUUCCUUACUUUACAAAAGAUGAUUAUUUUUUUUCUCUAAAUGAAAAAAUAGAUUUUAGUAUCUUAGAAUCAUCUUUUUUAGAAAUGAAGUGUACAAAAAUAAAUUAUGGGGAUUGCCUUAAAGUAGCACAUGCAAUUACUUGUAAGACUGGUGCUAUAUUCCUAACAUUUCUUAGUUCGACUCCAAAUUUUGGAUCGGGUGCCAUAAAACAGAAUAACACUUUAAAGCCUGAAGAAAUUUUUUAUAAAGAACUAGCAUCAUUAUUUUCUAAACAUCUUAUAUCAGUAGUACAAUUUUUAUUUCCUAGAUUAAAUAUUGACUUGCCUACAUUGUCUGGUUUAUCAAAAUCAACUGGUGGAAUGCUUUAUUAUUAUCCAAAUUUUGAUGGUUGUGAUUUGGUUUUUGUCACAAAAUUGAAUAAAGAUUUAAGUGACUUUUUUGAUCUUAGAAUGUGUCAUGAUUGUGUGUGUAGAAUAAGAACUAGUAGAGAUGUUUUUAUAAAAGAGUAUAAUGGUUCUUUAACACAAAGGACUUUAGAUCUAUUAUCUUUUCCAGGAUUUUUCCCUCCCCACACUUUUAAUAUCGAUCUAGAAGUAGUAGAUAAUAUUAAAGCAGAUGGUGUAUCAAUUCAAGUAGCAUUAAUGAGAACAACAAAAAAUGGUACACGCAUGAUACGUGUUAUUAAUAUCAAAAUCCCUGUCAAAAAUGCAUCAUUUUACGACUGUAUUGAUUCUUACGCUAUAUCACGAUCUUUGGCCCUAAAAGCAUUUUAUAACGAAAUACAAAAAAAAGAAUCAGGCUCUAGCUUUUUAUCUGCUAGUUUACUUUCUAUUCUUAAAUCUUAUUCCAAAAAUACUAACAAGUUUGAUGUACAAAAUUUGCCCAGUUCCUUAAAUAUUCUUCCUUUAUUGAUAUUAUCGCUUUGUAAAUCUAUUCCUUUACGCCCUGUAUCAUAUACACCAUUAGAUUAUAGAUCUUAUUAUAUGUAUUUAAUUGCUAAUUCAUAUCCUAAUAUUGUAGAUACGAUAAUUUAUCCUACAUUGCUUCCACUUCAUCACGAGGAAAUUUCUCCCCAAAAUUUAACUCUUGAUUGUUUAGAAAUCAAUGGAUUAUACCUUCUAGACACUGGUGUAACAAUAUAUUUCUUUAUUAGUAGAGAAUGUCCUGCUGAAGUUUAUAAUUUACUGUUUGGUGAAGAGCAGCUAUCAGGGAGAAUUAUUUUUAACCCACCUCAAAAUGACUUUAGUGCAAGAGUGAUAGAAAUAAUAAGUAAUCUGAAAAAGGAUAGAUUUAUAAAUCCUUUUUAUGUUUUAAUUAGAGAUGAUGGAUCUAGUAAUCUAUUCAAAGAAAUAUUUUUUACUUAUUUUUAUGAAGAUAAUAUCCAUGGAAUGCCAUCAUAUGCUAAAUAUGCAGAAUUAUUACAGAAUAGUAUGAAAUAA